Phialemonium atrogriseum is the source of this 1789-nucleotide messenger RNA. RefSeq lists its product as uncharacterized. Gene Ontology annotation, molecular function: L-ascorbic acid binding; procollagen-proline 4-dioxygenase activity; iron ion binding. The transcript has 2 exons. Gene Ontology annotation, biological process: peptidyl-proline hydroxylation to 4-hydroxy-L-proline. Lineage: Eukaryota; Fungi; Ascomycota; Sordariomycetes; Cephalothecales; Cephalothecaceae. Bases 44 to 1531 code for a protein of 495 amino acids. The record is from RefSeq and is a predicted model, not a curated record. Gene Ontology annotation, cellular component: endoplasmic reticulum.
CCGCGAUAUCCGAUAACCAUUGCCGCCAUCAAUCGAUACAAGAAUGAAGUCCAAAUCUGCCACACGAAAGAGAAAGGCGCAGGCGCAAGCCGAGCCUGGCCAUAGCAGACUUUUGAAGACAGCUCGGCCUAUCUCCCCACCUCACAAUGACGAGCCAUUCGAGCCGAGAAGUCUCCAGGCUGUUAUUUCUGCGGAAGAGCUCGAGAUUACAGUCGAGACCCUGACAACACUAGCGCAAUACCCUGGCUUGAUCAAAUCCAAGCCUUGCAAAGACCUCCGAGUCGCGGUCCAUGAGUUUCGGCAGGCUUGCACCACGGGCGUUAACGCUGCUGCGGGCACAAACCUGACGGCGAGAAUAUCCGCUGCACUUGCAGAUGGGCAAUAUACGGAAGCGCGGAUUCUGCUUGCGGAGAUGCGAAUUCGCCGAGAGGAGCCCAAGCUAGGGGCCUUGUGUCGCUGGGUGCGAGACCUCGACGUCAUCAGCGGCCUCUCGACACGGCCUGGAGAGGUCAGUCAGGCCACGAACGUUACCGAGCGUUCAACAGAAGACAAGGAACGACUCCGUGUUCUUGACGCCGUCCUCCGCGCUACCGGCCUGGUCGACACUAACGUGAACGCGUUAUGCCACUCCCCCACCUCCACCUCUCCUUCCAUUGAGGUCCAAGACAUAUGGGACCUGCGGCCGUCGAUGACGCCCCACCAAGUUUACGACUCUGUCCUAGACAAGACAAUCUUUGCAUCGGCGCCCAGCUCCCUCCCUGACUCUCUGCGAAUCAUCGAAACCACUGAGGGCCCUCUGCGUAAACCCCCCAAUCACCACCCCGCCAUUCUUUACACCUCUGCCCCAAAUACCAUUCCCCUUUCUCCCGAGCCCCCAUCUAUAACCUAUCAUCCUCAUCCUAUCGUCCCCGGUCUGGGCCUGGCGACCAACGUCCUCUCCCCUGCUGAAUGCAAGGCCAUCAUCGCCGCAGGCGAGAGCGUUAAUUUUCUUCCCGACGCACCGGUCCGCGAGGACGGCGACGUCAGCGUCCUGGCCCACAACUUCUACUGGAUCAUCGACACGGCGUUCCACGAUGCGCUCUGGUCACGUAUCUCGCCUUACGUCCCCUCCGCCGUCAACGGCCGCGUGGCCCGGGGAGUCAAUCGACGCUUUCGCGUCUACCGCUAUGUCCCCGGCGCCGAAUAUCGAUGCCAUAUCGACGGGGCCUGGCCGCCUUCCGGGAUCGUCGCGGACCACACCUACGUCUACGACGCCUCGCCUGAAGGGAAGAAACAGAGCUCCUUGUUUACUUUCCUGGUCUACCUGAACGACGAGUUUGAGGGUGGGGAAACAACAUUUUUCCUACCGGCAGCACGAGAAGGGACGCUCAAUGCGUAUCCGGUGCGACCUGUGAUGGGUGGCGUGGCGAUAUUCCCGCAUGGGGACGCAAAGGGGGCGUUAUUGCACGAAGGAACGGGGGUUAGGAAGGGUGCGAAGUACAUCAUAAGGACUGAUGUAGAGUAUGAUGUUGAGCCUUCAGCAGACGCAUAGGGUUACGUGUAGGUAAUUAGACCAUUCCACAGGGGUUAGCACAAGGCCCCGUCAUGGCUCUUGACGGAAUGAUCGAAGGGUGCUGUCACGGGCGCUGCCAUCGCUCACCACCUCUCUGGCAACAGACAUAUUUAUGAUCCUCUCCUUUCGCUUGUGCGAACGCCGAAAACACCAUGGCAACCCCAGCUGGGACUCGACCACCCGAGGAAUCAUGUUGCCGCACUUGAUGGCAACUACGAGCGGCCUAUACCCCUUGGA